Pogoniulus pusillus (Red-fronted tinkerbird) is the source of this 8115-nucleotide messenger RNA. It is a transcript of the gene TNRC6A, whose product is annotated as trinucleotide repeat containing adaptor 6A. The transcript is spliced from 26 exons. NCBI's taxonomy places the organism in Eukaryota, Metazoa, Chordata, Aves, Piciformes, Lybiidae. The record is from RefSeq and is a predicted model, not a curated record. The coding region runs from base 176 to 6010 and encodes 1944 amino acids. Gene Ontology annotation, molecular function: nucleic acid binding. Gene Ontology annotation, biological process: positive regulation of nuclear-transcribed mRNA poly(A) tail shortening; miRNA-mediated post-transcriptional gene silencing. Gene Ontology annotation, cellular component: P-body; nucleoplasm.
UACGGCGGGGCCGGACCCGGCCGGGUGAGGAGGCAGGAAAUGGCGGCGGUGCUGCAGCAGCAGCUGCCGGGCCCUCCCGCUCCGCAGUGCCGGGCCCAGGCUGCCUAGAGCCGCCGCGCCAGCGCCGGGCCCGGGCCGCAGCCUCGCCGGGCCGGACUCCGAGCACUUUACAUACAUGAGAGAAUUGGAAGCUAAAGCUACCAAAGAAGUCGAAAGAAAACUAAGCAGGGCUGUCCUGCCUCAUUUAUGUGGAGCUGAGAGAAGGGAUUUAGUGCAAGAAGAGGAAGAACAGUUGAUGGAAGAAAGGAAAAAGAGAAAAGAAGACAAGAAGAAGAAGGAAGCUGCUCAAAAAAAGGCCAUUGAACAAAAAAUCAAAGUGCCAGAACAAACCAAGACAAGCUCAAGCCAGCCUCAGCCCGUCGCCUCUGCCGGCACUUCCCCAGUAACCAGCACCAACAAUAAUGCCAAGCGGGCCCCAGCCAGCAGCCAGCAGCAGCCCUCGCCUCGGUACCCUCCUCGGGAAGUCCCACCUCGAUUUCGACACCAGGAACAGAAACAGCUUCUGAAGAGAGGGCAGCAGCUCCCAGUGAUAGCUGCCAACCUGGGAUCCACUCCGAAGGUACUCAGUGGCCAGGCAGGAGGCAGCACUGUCACAAAUCAGCAGCCAGUGACCAACGGAGAAGUGCCCAACAGCAGCAAAAAACAGCCAGGCAUGCCUCCCAUUCGGGACUUGGUGAGCCACUCCCCUAACCAGUCAGAUCUGAACCACAGUGGUCUAGGAUCCCAUUAUGAAAAUUCUCACUGGGGACCAGUCUCUUCGAACAGUGACUCCAGCACAAACUGGGAUAAAGUUAUUGUAGACGGCUCUGACAAAGAAGCAUGGCCAUCAAUCACUGGCAGUGACCCAGAGCUGACAUCAGAAUGUAUGGACACUGACUCUGCCUCUAGCUCUGGGUCAGAGAGGAACCUGGUGAUCAUGGCUUCAGGGAGCGCAGGUGGUGACGGCGAUGGCAUUCGGAACGGCGUCGGACACGGUUCUCAGAAUAAGUUUGUGGUUGGUAGCAACAGCAAUAAUGUGGGCAAUGGAAGUAUCAAUGGGCCCUGGGGGUUGUCCCAUGGAACCAUAAUAAGCACAUGUCAAGUUUCUGUGGAUGCUCCUGACAGCAAAUCUGAAAGUAGCAACAAUAGAAUGAAUGCUUGGGGCACCAUAAACUCUUCAUCAAAUGGAGGGUUAAAUCCAAGCACUUUGAAUUCAAAUGGCAACCAUGGUGCCUGGCCUGUAUUGGAGAACAAUGGACAUGCCCUGAAAGGGUCUGUAGGGAGUGGUAAUCCUGGCACAAGUAUUCAGUGCAGUACCAUAGGUCAGAUCUCUACCAGUCAGAGUAUUAGCUCCAAGGUGGGUGGCUCAGCCCAUGGUUCCUGGGGAAGCCUUCAGGAAAGCUGCGAUUCUGAAGUCAAUGGUACAAGGAAGGUUUCAUUCAGUGGGCAACCUCAAAACCUUAACACUGAAAUGAAUGGACCAAAUAACACUAACUUUAUGACCUCUAGUUUACCAAACUCUGCUGGUUCAGUGCAGAUGAACGAGCUGCCCAGUAACACAGGGCACGGGGCCUGGCGCUUGAGCACAAUGAACCACCCUCAGAUCCAGCCCUCCCCGGUUCCAAACGGCACUUCCAUGGCUCACCUGAGCAACGGGGAGGCCAAGACUGGUGGCUCUUACGGUACUUCCUGGGGUGCCUAUGGUUCUAGUUACUCUGGAGACAAGUGUUCAGGCCCGAGCAGCCAAGCUAAUGGUGACACUGUGAAUGCAACUCUAAUGCAGCCAGGCGGCAGCGGGCCUGGCAGCACUAACUUUCAAAUCAACGGGAGUAAAGGAGCAGGGGUGUGGGAGGCAGGGCCAGGCAGCUCCCAGAACGUGCCGUGGGGAAGUGGAAAUGGUGCAGGUGCUGCCGGGAGUCGAAGAGGAUGGGGCAGCCCUGCCCAAAGCGCUGGCACUGCCAUUGCCAACGGGGAGUGGAGCAAAGCGCCCAGCGGUCAGCAUUCCGGCGAGAGCGCCAGCGGCGGCAGCAGGAAGUUUACAAAUGGAUGGAAGCCUGCUGAGGAGGAUGAGCUCAACGGCCAGAGCCCUGCUGCUCCUCCGCUUCCUGAGCAGGGCAGUGCCUGGGCCAAGGCAGGUGCAGGGGAGAGCGAGGGUAGUUCGGAGAGCACUGGAUGCCACGAGGACAGAGGGAGCACGGAGGGGCAGAGCCGCGAGAGGAGGAAGGUCGACCAGCACGCGUUGCUCCAAAGCAUAGUGACCAGAACUGACCUAGACCCACGUGUCCUCUCCAACUCGGGCUGGGGACAGACUCCAAUCAAACAGAACACUGCCUGGGACACCGAAACGUCACCGAGGGGAGAGCGAAAAACUGACAAUGGGACAGAGGCCUGGGGAGGCUCUGUGACACAGACUUCCAGCUCAGGGGGAUGUGUGGAUAGACCUAACCCUAACAAUAACGAUACCUCAUCUGUGUCAGGGUGGGGAGAGCCAAAGGCUGCCACAAGGUGGGGAGACUCCAAAGGGUCAAACAGCCAAGGGGGGUGGGAAGAAGAUUCUGCUGCUACAGUAAUGGUCAAGAGCAAUCAAUCAUGGGGAAGUGGCAAGGAGGAAAAGUCAUCGUGGAAUGACAGCCAGAAGAUUAAACAGGGAUGGGCAGAUGGACAGAAGUCCAGCCAGGGUUGGGCAGUUUCUGCCGGUGAGAGCUGGGGCGAAAAUUCGAGGAGCAACCAUUGGGGUGAGUCUAAGAAAUCCAGUUCAGGUGGCAGUGACAGUGACAGAUCGGUGUCUGGUUGGAAUGAGCCAGGUAAAUCAAGUUCUGCUCCUUGGGGAGGAAAUAACACAAACCCAAACAGCUCUGCAACGUGGGAUGAGCCUGCAAAGCCUAAUCAGAGCCAGGGCUGGGGAGAGCCUCCUAAAGCCAACCAGCCUCAAGUCUGGGGGGAUUCAUCAAAGCAAAUCAACUCUCCAGAAUGGAACAAACAAGAUGUUGGCUCUUGGGGGGCCCCCUCUGCCACGAACAAACCCCCGGGCUCGGGCUGGCUGGGCGGGCCGAUGCCAGCAGCAGCAAAGGAGGAGGAGCCCACGGGCUGGGAGGAGCCAUCCCCGGAGUCCAUCCGCCGCAAAAUGGAAAUUGAUGAUGGAACUUCUGCUUGGGGUGACCCAAGCAAAUACAACUACAAAAAUGUGAAUAUGUGGAAUAAAAAUGUCCCAAACAGUAGCAGCAGUUCAGACCAGCAAGCACAGGUACAUCAGCAGCUACUGUCUUCAAGUGCCAUGUCUAGCAAGGAGAGCAGUUCGGGUUCUGGUUGGGGAGAGCCUUCUACUCCAGCCACCACUGUAGAUAACGGAACUUCAGCGUGGGGUAAACCCAUGGAUACUGGUACUAGCUGGGGAGAACCCAUCAGCGAUGCAGCAGGCACCUCUGGCUGGGGAAAUGCUCCUCUUGGUCAACAGGCUUCAAAUAAACCUGGGCCUAAAUCUAUGCAAGACAGUUGGUGUGGAGAUGAUAUGCCACUGACAGGCAGUCGUCAGACCAGCUGGGAGGAAGAGGAGGAUGUAGAGAUUGGAAUGUGGAACAGCAGUUCUUCACAAGAAGCAAACCCAUCUUUGAAUUGGCCACCGUACAUGAAAAAAAUGCCCACAAAGGGAGUGAUGAAAGGUGGAAACAAGCACGAUGAAGCAUGGAUCAAUCCAUUCCUUAAGCAAUUCACCAAUCUCAGUUUCUCGAGAGAAUCACCAGAAGAAACCAUACAGAGCAAUAAGAUGGACAUGUCUGGAGGGUUGCUGCAGGAGAAGCGGCUGGAGCUGGAGAAGCACGGGCUGGGCGCUGGAGAUUACAACCGCGUGGUGGGAAAGGGCCCUGGCUCGCGCCCGCAGGUUCCCAAAGAGUCUUCCAUGGAGCGCGGUCCUUACUUCGAUAAGGAUGGCAUUGUAGCAGACGAGUCCCAAAACUUGCAGUUUAUGUCCAAUCAAAACCUGAAGCUUCCCCCUUCAAAUAAUGCACUACCUAACCAAGCCCUGGGCUCCCUAGCAGGGCUGGGUAUGCAAAACUUGAAUUCUGUUAGACAGAAUGGCAAUCCCAGUAUGUUUGGUGUUGGUAAUAUAGCAGCACAGCCCAGGAGCAUGCAGCAGCCUCCAGCACAACCUCUUAAUUCAUCUCAGCCUAAUCCACGUGCUCAAGUGCCUCCUCCAUUACUGUCCCCUCAGGUUCCAGUAUCAUUACUGAAGUAUGCACCAAACAACGGUGGCCUGAGCCCACUUUUUGGCCCACAACAGGUAGCCAUGUUGAAUCAACUGUCCCAGUUAAACCAGCUUUCUCAGAUCUCCCAGUUACAGCGGUUGUUGGCUCAGCAGCAAAAAGCCCAGAGUCGAAGCAUGCCUUCUGGUGGUCGUCAGCAGCAGGAGCAGCAGGGUCGAUCUCUUAGUAUGCAGCAACAGAUGAUGCAACAGUCCCGUCAGCUUGAUCCAAACCUGUUAAUGAAGCAGCAGACUCCACCCUCCCAACAGCAGUCACUCCAUCAGCCCUCCAUGAAAUCCUUCCUUGAGAAUGUCCUGCCCCACACUACUCCUGAGCUGCAGAAAGGGCCUUCGCCAAUAAAUGCGUUCAGCAGCUUCCCUAUAGGAAUGAACUCAAACUUGAAUGUAAACCUGGACAUGAGCAGUAUUAAAGAGCCACAGUCUCGACUGAGGAAAUGGACUACAGUGGACAGCAUCUCUGUGAACACCUCGUUAGAGCAAAACUCCAGCAAACAUGGUGCUAUUUCAAGUGGUUUCAGGCUGGAAGAGUCUCCGUUUGUCCCCUAUGACUUCAUGAACAGCAGUAACUCACCAGCCAGUCCUCCUGGAUCGAUUGGGGAUGGCUGGCCCCGUGCCAAAUCGCCUAAUGGCUCUAGCAGUGUUAACUGGCCACCAGAGUUCCGUCCUGGUGAGCCGUGGAAAGGUUAUCCAAACAUCGACCCUGAAACUGACCCUUACGUCACUCCUGGCAGUGUCAUAAACAAUCUCUCAAUUAAUACUGUGCGGGAAGUUGACCACCUCAGGGACAGGAACAGUGGGUCAUCCUCAUCUUUGAACACCACGCUGCCUUCAACUAGUGCCUGGUCAUCCAUUCGUGCCUCCAACUACAAUGUUUCCCUCAGCAGUACAGCACAAAGCACUUCAGUAGCCAGAAACAGUGAUUCCAAAUCAACGUGGUCUCCUGGAUCAGUCACUAACACCUCUCUGGCUCAUGAGCUGUGGAAGGUCCCUUUGCCACCUAAAAGCAUCACUGCUCCGUCUCGGCCCCCUCCAGGGCUAACAGGCCAGAAGCCACCGUUGUCCACUUGGGAUAAUUCCCUGCGUUUGGGUGGAGGAUGGGGGAAUUCUGAUGCCAGAUACACCCCUGGUUCAAGCUGGGGUGAGAGCAGCUCAGGGAGAAUAACAAAUUGGCUUGUUCUGAAAAACCUUACACCUCAGAUUGAUGGCUCAACCCUGCGUACUCUGUGCAUGCAGCACGGCCCACUAAUAACAUUCCACCUUAACCUCCCACAUGGGAAUGCUUUGGUCCGUUACAGUUCAAAAGAAGAGGUAGUGAAGGCACAAAAAUCUCUGCACAUGUGUGUUUUAGGGAACACUACCAUCCUUGCUGAGUUUGCCAGUGAAGAGGAGAUCAGCCGCUUCUUUGCACAAGGCCAGUCCCUGACUCCGUCUCCUGGCUGGCAGUCUCUGGGAUCCAGCCAGAGCCGACUCGGAUCCAUUGACGGUUCCCACUCGUUCUCAAACCGUAAUGAUCUAAAUCACUGGAAUGGUGCUGGGCUGUCGGGAACUAGCAGUGGAGACCUUCAUGGCACUUCACUUUGGGGGAGCCCCAACUAUUCCACGAGCCUGUGGGGCACCCCGAGCAGCAGUGACACCCGGGGAAUCAGCAGCCCGUCCCCCAUCAACGCUUUCCUUUCUGUUGACCACCUAGGCGGAGGUGGAGAGUCCAUGUAAAAACCUUCCCCUCUCCCCCCUCCCUUUGGGUUUUCUUUUUUUCCAGCUGAGAAACUGUGACCUCAAGAUGUAACAAAGCAGCACUAAUUUGGACUUCUUCACCUACAGCCGGGGGAGGGGGGGUCACCUGUGGAAACAAGUUACUUUCUGCACAUUUUCCACUUUGUUUUAGCCCAAAACAUAUCAGUUUGAAUACUUGAAUCAUGCAGGCCAAUAGUAUAAUGUGAAAGAAAAAAAAAACCUACAAAAAAAAACCAACAAAAAAAAUAAAUCUAUAUUUACACUUCCAGCUAGUGCUAUCCGUAUGGAAACGCUUGGAAUGAGCUCAUUUGUGGAUAUUCAUCAUGGGUUGGUCUCUUGGGUUGUUUUUAGUUGGGGUUUUUUUGUUUUUAUUCCGUUUUAUUUCUCUUCUCCUUCUUUUUUUUUUGCUGAUGUUUGGAGUAUGAGCUUUGUACCUUUGCACUGAAUGAUGUCCUCCUCUCUGUCCCAGUUGGCACUAGGUGGGGGGAGGGGGAGGCAGCAGUUCACGUGUAAAUGUUUACUCAAGGAUUGUCCCUACUACAGGCGGUUUGUGCUCUCUACUAUGCCUUGCUGUUAAUCGCCCCCUACCUUCUCGUGCUGUCGUGGCGUUGAAAAGAUCCGGUCCCGAGGAUGCUGAACCCUAGCGUUUUAACGAAUGAAAAGUAUUGCACCAGUUGUUGUUCGUUGUUGUUUGGUGUUGUUGUUACUCUCGUUUUAUUUUUACAUGUAUUAAAAAAGAAAAAAAAACAUACAAAAAAAAAAUCCUAAAGAAUUUAGCUCUGCAGUUUAAAUAAUAAUAAAAAAAAAAAGAUUAAAAAAAAAAACUUUAAAAUAAUAAAAAAUCUAAAAAAGGAAAGAAAAGAGAAAAAAAAAAUAUAAAUAACUAACAAAACUGUGGCCACAGCUGUGACUUUGCAAACCCAACCUGCAAGCCAGGAGGGGUCCUGCACUUUCAAUAGGCUUUCAAGUUUAUGUUUGGUUUGGUUUGGUUUUGGGGGGUGCCUGUGGUUGAGACGCCUCCUAUGUUUACAGACUAUUUUCUUUGUUUGGGUUUGGGACUUCAGUUUCGUUUUUGAACAAUAAAAAAGAGAGAGAGAGAAAGAAAAUAAGAAGCUUUUAAAAAUGUUUACUCUUCCAUCAUUUAAAAAAAAAAUAAAAGACACCAAAAAAAAGAAAAAGAAAAAAAGACCAAAAAAAUGGUGACUGAAAAAAAAUAAAAAAGGUUUUAAAUAAAAAAGUUUUUAAAAAGGAAAGAAGGAAGGAAAAAUGAAGGAAGGAAAAAGAAAGGAAGGAAAAAAUGAAAGAAGGAAAGAAAAAGGAAGAAAAGGAAAGGGGAAAAAAAGGAAGGGAAGAAAGGAAAGAAAAAGGAAGGGAAAAAACUGGAAGGAAAAAAGGAAAGAAAAAGGAAGGGAAGAAAGGAAAGAAAAAGGAAGGGAAAAAAUGGAAGGAAAAAAGGAAAGAAAAAGGAAGGGAAGAAAGGAAAGAAAAAGGAAGGGAAAAAACUGGAAGGAAAAGAGGAAAGAAAACGGAAGGGGAAAAACUGGAAGAAAGAAAGAAAAAGGAAGGAAGGGAAGAAGAAGGAAGAAAAGGAAAGGAAAAUAAGAAGGGAAGAAAGGGAAGAAAAAGGAAGGAAAGAAAAAGGAAGAAAAGGAAAGAAAAAAAGGAAGGAAAGAAGGAAAAAGGAAGGGAAAAAAGGAAAGGCAACAAAAAGAAAGGAAAGGAAAAGCAAGGAAGGGGAAAAAAGGAAAGAAAAAAGAAAGGAAAGAAAAAGGAAGAGAAAAAGUAUUAAAAGAUUUAAGAAAGAAAAGAAAAAGAUUUUAAAAGGUUUUAAAAAGCAAAGAUUAAAAAGAAAGAGAAGGAAAAGAUUUUAAAAAGAAAAAAAAAUAUUUUAAAAAUCUAAAAAAAAAAAUAAAAUAAGAAAAAAAAAUAUAAAAAGAAAGAUGCUUUUUAUCUCUGGGAAUAACGAACAGUGUUUGGCCAUGUCCUUUUGUUUUCUAGUCCUGUAUCCUAAAUCAAAGAGCAUGGCUCUCAGGAAAACCAGUUCCCCAGUUAAAUAAAAAUACAAAAAUACAAAAAAAAAAAAA